This is a messenger RNA of Nerophis ophidion (straightnose pipefish), 3429 nucleotides long. RefSeq names its product oocyte zinc finger protein XlCOF6.1-like. The transcript is spliced from 2 exons. NCBI's taxonomy places the organism in Eukaryota, Metazoa, Chordata, Actinopteri, Syngnathiformes, Syngnathidae. The record is from RefSeq and is a predicted model, not a curated record. Gene Ontology annotation, cellular component: nucleus. Bases 317 to 1252 code for a protein of 311 amino acids.
AGAUAUCGGACAGCUCUGCUGGAAUAAUGAGAAUAGCGUCGAGCUUGCGAGCUGCAAUAUAAGCAAAUAUAAGAUGAAAGAAGCUAGCUGGGCGCUAAUAAGUCGGUGUUUAUGCUUUUCAUCUAUUAUAUACGUAGUCAGGGCAUAUAAUAUACAUCUUUAAUUCGUCAUGUCAGGAUAAAAUCGUCUUAGUGCGCGGAAAGCUUCUCAGGCUAGUUUAGCUUGCUAGCAGUCAGCUAAUAAAGAGAGGCAGAAGUAUUAAACACGUCAAUAAGCGGAGAUAAAGUCUGAGAGUUAAGUGUUUGAUUGUGUCAACAUGUGCGAAAGAGCGAUAGCAGAGUACGAGGUCAGACGUUCUCAAACAGAAGCGGAGAAAAACCGACGACGUCAACUGCUGGAUGCUGUUUUCAGGAAACAUCAAGGUGUGUUACUCCGAGCAGAUGUCAGUGAAACACUUUCCGCAGCAGAGCAGGAGUUGCCACCACUCCCUCACAUUAAAGAGGAAGAAGAGGAAUGCUGCAUCAGUGAGCAGGGAGAAAAUCGUGAGGGACUGGAGGAGCGCCCAUGGAUUCGUGUCGUUGUAAAGAGCGAAGAUGAUGAAGAGGCAGUUGAUGAAGAUCACUGUGGAAGGUCACAAGCAGACAGCCUCUUAGCUCCACUAUCAGACACAAUGUCACACUCUCCUGACACGGAUGAUGAAGACUCUAAAGCGGAUAUGUCAUGUCAAAUCGACAACACACAGUGGAAAUGUUUCCAGUGUGACAAAACAUUUAAUGACCGUAGUAAUCUGAAAAGACACAUCAGAAGCCACACAGGAGAAAAACCAUUUAUGUGUUUAGUUUGUGGUAAGACAUUCUCUCAGAAGGUACACCUGGUCACACACACAAGAAUACACACAGGAAAGAAGGCUUUUUCAUGUUCGGUGUGUGGUGUAGAAUUUGAACGAAAGCAAGACCUGAAAAUGCACAUGAGAACACACACCGGUGAAAAACAUUUUACCUGUUCAGUCUGUGGUAUUGGUUUUGCACAAAAUCGAUAUUUGAAAAAGCACAUGAGGAGGCACACCGGGGAAAAGCCAUAUUUUUGUUCAAUCUGCAACAAAUGCUUUUCUGACCGAACACCACUUGUAGUCCACAUGAGAACCCACACGGGUGAGAAAGUGUUGGGCUGCAGUGUGUGUAAAGAAAGAUUCUCUUAUAAGUACCAGCUUAACAAUCAUAAGUGUGCUGGUGAGAAGGACAGCACUGCAUAAAGCUGCAGGUGUUGAAACAAACGGUCACGAAUGUAAUAACUUUGACUUUUUAAAAUUUGUGACGUUGUUGUAACAUGCUUCAUACCAUUUCAACACACUUAAUUGCUUUUUGAUCGGGGUACAUAAUAGAAAAGUAUGUACAUUGAAACAAAUUUCCCCCUAGAAAAUAAUGAAUAAUUGGUUCCAGACUCAACAAAAGUUAUAUUUGUGAAAGUCUGUACAUGUUAAACACAAUAUAAAGCCAAUUAAUUGUGAUGGGUCAAAAGUUAAAGCAUUUAGACAUUAUGUGAAACAGUUAUAAUGUGUCCAUUGUUGCCUUGGUGUGUCACUUUAAGAAAAAAAAAACAAUGCAGCUUCCAUAUAAAUAAAACACUCUUACUGAAAGAAGUCAGAGGAGUGGCGUGCCGCGUUUGACAUCGAUAUUUGUCGCCUUCAUCGAUCUAAACGGAACUAAGUAAAGGGAAACAUCCCAAAGUGUGGUAUUGUUUUGAUCUUGUAGUGCUGAACAAAAUGAAUGUUAUUUUCCUGUUUACUUCUUCGCUCAAUGACCAGAGUUGCACGUUUCAUAUUCUGUUGUGGACAGCUGUUCAUUUAAAGCAAAAAUAAAUAUGAAGUAUAUUCGCUAACUAUACAUUUGGUUUACAGGUCAUAUGUAGUGACAUUUUAAUCAGCAAAUUGCGCCAUUAUGAAAGAGCAACACUGUCAGUGCAUUGUCUAAACAUCCACUGAGUGUGCCACACACUCACCAAGGCCUCAUUUAUACAUCAAUACAAUGCGUUAAUGUAUAAUGUAUAAGAAGACAAGGGGGACAUUUGAUCAAUUAUAUUUACAAAUACAUCCCCCUUGCCGACUAACACGAGUCACUCUCGUGCGCUUGCAGUCGGAAAUAGCAUAAUUCCUUAACUUUAACAACCAGGUGGCUCCAAAAAGUUAGAGCAAAAAUACAAUCUUGUCUGGGUCCUUGAUUAAGUUUGCUUCUAGACAAGUUUGUCUGGCUUCACUUCUGUAUUAGGACUUAUGUCAUGUAAAAGGCGAAUUGCAUGUACAGUAUACGAAUUAGUGUUUUCUAUAUAUCCUAUUUGUGGUGGUGUCAGUCAUUUAAUAAUGAUUGUAUAAUUUGCAUAAUUGGCUAUGAUGCAUGUAUUUUCUAUCAAAAGCUAAUAAAAUGUUACUCUUAAAGACAAAACUGUUAUCUGUAUUAACAUAAUUUUCUUGUUUGUUCUGUUCUAUUUUUUCCAUAUGUUGAUGUUUUUAUUACUGCUAUGUAUCACAGGCUGCCUUUUAUACACCUAUUCAUAUUCUGCCCCUCUGAAUGUUGAAACUUGGAAUUGAGCUUGACAUGUAUGUAAACAAUCCUAUGAGACGAAAAAAAACAUCCAAAUUUAUGUUGUUUAUUGAUAGUCUCCACAAUGAAGUAAAACAGCAGUAAUAAUGAAGUAAUACAGUAAAACAAAGCACAAGAACAAAAAAAGCACAUUAUUAUACACAUAGAGUAUAUACAUGUAAUCACGUUAAAGCAACAAUAUAGUUUGGUAUAACUGAAAAAAAAAGCAAAACUAUACAGGAGAAAUGUUGGCUGUUGUGCUGCUAUCUUAAUGCUAACACAAUGGAUGAAUUUGAUUGAUUGAAACUUUUAUUAGUAGAUUGCACAGUACAGUAGAUAUUCCGUACAAUUGACCACUAAAUGGUAACACCCGAAUAAGUUUUUCAACUUGUUUAUAUCGGGGUCCACGUUAAUAAAUUCAUGGUAUGAGCCCUCUGAUAUGCUAACCGAAUUAGCAUGCAAUCUUUUAACAAAUGAGUUUUUAACACAACAAGAUUGACAUAAAACUGCAAAUGCAUUUCUAUUUACAGCAUACAGUAUGUAUGGGAAACGCAAAUAUUUUAAUUUAUGUACACAUACUACACUACAGGUAUACCUUUUUUAAAAAACAUUUUAAAUAAAGGCAAUGAUUCUUAAAAUGUGCGUGUACCUGUAGGGGUACACCAAAGAAUCACUUGAUUAAAGUACAGUGUUUUAUUUAUUUUCCUAUAUUAAAACAGUGUUACUGUUCAAACUAUGUGUAAUGAUACAGUGGCCAAAAAUAUUAAAUGUUCUUAAGUGAAACAUCUGCCUUGUUUUUAAUGAAUACUUAGGCCUACUAGGCUACGGUAUUUCAAUGUUGGUCCUUACUGGU